Messenger RNA from Pelagomonas calceolata, 819 nucleotides. The record is from the annotation of a GenBank genome assembly. NCBI's taxonomy places the organism in Eukaryota, Pelagophyceae, Pelagomonadales, Pelagomonadaceae.
AUACUAGCAGCCGGCAAAAAGCAGCCGGGUGCCUGAAGUGCAGCGUAGACACAUUCAUGCGAGAGCUAGACGCAACUAUAGUAGUAGUAACGUAGCCGUGGUAGCGAAUAAUCAACUGCUCCCGUCGCAGCUGUGACCUGUGCUUCGCAGCGAGCGCCAACAUGCUGCCCGCGUUUUUCGCAAACAGCGUCGCGAACACGAUGCGGUCGGCAGGUGGCUUGCGCAGCCAUAUCAGGUCGCAAUCGACGACCCAGCCCCCAAGGAGAGCGGCGGCCCGGAACCGGACAACGUCCGAGACGUGCGCCACCGUCACGUUGCUUUCCAAGAUUGCGUCGCGGUCCUCGACGCAGAGCAGUUCCGCGGCGUCCCGCUGGACGACGCCAGCCGGCGCGUUGAGCACGGUCCUGAAACACCAGAGGAUCACAACAUCAAAGUACUUGGCUGCGGACUCGGUCCCCAAUAGCGCAUCGGCGCGCAACGACACGCCGGGCACGGGGGCGCUCGCGAUCGGGUUCUCGCUCUACCAGCACAACGAGUACCUCAAGGGCGCGCUGCUCCGGGACAAGUCGGCGCUCCUCGACAAGGACCUCUUAGUCAAGGCGUUUCGACACAUGGGCGACCGCGCGCCGACGACCGUCGAUGGGAUCGCCGAGCUCAGCGUGUGGGACCUCAAGAAGGCCUUGCACGUGUGCGCCAUCGACACGGCGCUCAUGGAGGACAUCACGUUCGCGAUCAUCUCCGGCCUCUUGAUGAAGCUCCGGGGCGCGUAAGGAGUCAAUCCACGAGCCCCGUGGGAUAGUCCCCGGGUGGGGCUGCGAG